Molecule: messenger RNA, 4719 nt
Organism: Blumeria graminis f. sp. triticale
Lineage: Eukaryota; Fungi; Ascomycota; Leotiomycetes; Helotiales; Erysiphaceae
Source: the annotation of a GenBank genome assembly
AUGGCUCACACUUAUGAUGUUGGAACAAAAGCGUGGCAGCCAGACGCCACAGAAGGCUGGGUGGCAUCCGAAUUGACUUCGCAGAGAAAAGAGGGCAACAAGGUCUAUCUAACCUUCACUCUAGAGAAUGGCGAGAUCAGAAUUAUUGAAACAACUUCCGAGAUGCUGGAAAAAAACAGUGAUCCGAACCUACCCCCCCUCAUGAAUCCAGCCAUGCUCGAGGCAAGCGAUGAUCUAACAAAUUUAUCUCAUCUGAAUGAGCCUGCAGUGUUACAGGCUAUCCGGCUACGAUAUCUACAGAAAGAAAUUUACACAUAUAGCGGAAUUGUACUUAUAGCUACAAAUCCCUUUGCCCGGGUGGAUUCGCUUUAUGUCCCGGGUAUGGUUCAGGUAUACGCUGGAAGACAGAGAGAAACGCAGGCUCCACAUCUUUUUGCAAUUGCGGAAGAAGCCUUUGCUGAUAUGUUAAGAAGCGGAAAUAAUCAGACUGUGGUGGUAUCUGGAGAGUCUGGUGCCGGAAAGACAGUUAGCGCCAAAUAUAUUAUGCGAUACUUUGCUACCAGAGAAGCGCCAGAUGACUCUGGCUCCAAGCCAAAACGGGGAACCGAAGCAAUGAGUGAGACUGAGGAACAGAUUCUUGCUACUAACCCCAUCAUGGAAUCUUUUGGAAACGCUAAAACCACGCGAAACGAUAACUCUUCUAGGUUUGGAAAAUAUAUUGAAAUUAUGUUUGAUGAGAAAACCACUAUUAUCGGCGCAAGAAUAAGAACCUAUCUUCUUGAGCGAUCCCGACUCGUCUUUCAACCUUCAAGAGAACGAAAUUACCAUGUCUUCUAUCAGAUGGUCGCAGGUGCAUCAAGUGAAGAACGCCAGCAGUGGAGCUUGUUGACUGUGGAGGAAUUUACCUAUCUAAAUCAAGGUAAUUCUACGACAAUUGAUGGAGUAGAUGAUAAAGCCGAAUUUGAGGCAUUAAAAAAAUCCUUGUUGACUAUUGGUGUAAAUCCUAAUCAACAGGCGGCUAUAUUUAGGUUACUAGCAGCAUUACUACAUCUUGGUAAUGUUAGUAUUAUGCCCACUCGAUCUGAUUCCGCUUUAUCGUCAACUGAGCCGUCUUUGAUUAAAGCAACAAACCUACUAGGAGUUGAUCCAGUCGAAUUUGCCAAGUGGACCGUGAAAAAACAAUUGGUAACUCGAGGAGAGAAAAUUGUAUCCAAUUUAACCCAACAGCAAGCAAUAGUUGUCCGGGACUCUGUUGCCAAGUUUAUCUAUUCCAGUCUAUUUGACUGGCUUGUAGAAAAUAUAAAUCAUGCUCUGGCUGCCGAGGAAGUAUUAAGUCGGGUUAAAUCAUUUAUUGGAGUCCUAGAUAUUUACGGAUUUGAACACUUUGCUAAAAACUCUUUUGAACAAUUCUGCAUCAAUUACGCGAAUGAAAAGUUACAACAAGAAUUUAAUGCUCAUGUCUUCAAGCUAGAACAGGAAGAAUAUCUCAAAGAACAGAUAGACUGGACAUUUAUUGACUUCUCUGAUAAUCAGCCUUGCAUAGAUCUUAUAGAAGGAAAGCUAGGAAUCUUAUCCCUCCUAGACGAGGAGUCAAGGCUUCCCAUGGGCUCAGAGGAACACUUUGUCAACAAGCUCCACCAGCACUAUGCGUCUGACAAGCAUAAAUUCUACAAGAAGCCGCGAUUUGGGAAAACGUCGUUCACGGUCUGUCACUACGCUGUCGAUGUAACCUACGAAUCAGACGGAUUUAUAGAUAAGAAUCGGGAUACUGUUCCAGACGAACAUAUGGCUAUUCUCAGAGCUUCAAGUAACGAAUUCCUUGGACAGGUCCUCGAUGCGGCAAUCGCUGUGCGGGAGAAAGAUAAUGCAUCUGCGACUUCUGCCGCUGUAAAACCUGUCCCUGGUCGCAGAAUAGGUGUGGCCGUCAAUCGAAAACCCACAUUGGGGGGUAUAUUUAAGUCAUCAUUGAUAGAAUUGAUGCAUACCAUAAACAAUACAGAUGUUCACUACAUUCGAUGUAUUAAGCCCAAUGAAAGCAAAUCGGCAUGGGCUUUUGAAGGUCCUAUGGUUCUCAGUCAGUUGCGGGCUUGCGGUGUCCUCGAGACCGUUCGAAUUAGCUGUGCUGGAUACCCUACCCGCUGGACAUUCGAGGAAUUUGCAUUAAGAUACUAUAUGCUUGUUCCUUCAACUGAUUGGACCCCGGAAAUUCGCCUUAUGGCAAACAAAAUUCUUACCAAGGCUUUUGGCACAAGUGAGGAGAAAGGAUUAGACAAAUAUCAGCUCGGCUUAACAAAAAUAUUCUUUCGUGCGGGAAUGUUAGCGUUCCUUGAGAAUCUUAGAACUAAUCGACUGAAUUGUUGCGCUGGUAUAAUUCAGAAGACUUUGAAAGGUAGAUUAUAUCGCAGUAAAUAUUUAAAAGCGCGAAAGUCUAUAUUGGACUUCCAGUCUGUGGCUAGAGCCCACGUUGCUCGACAUCAUGCCCAAGAGACCCGGACCAUUAGAGCUGCAACAUCAAUUCAACGUGUCUGGCGAGGACAGAGAGAGCGAAAAUAUUUCCGUUCUAUUCGGGAUAAUAUAAUUCUAGCACAAGCUACCUCAAGGGGAUAUCUGUGUAGAAGAAAAAUUAUGGAUACGCGUAUCGGAAACGCUGCAGUGAUAAUUCAAAGAGCAUGGCGAUCUCGAAAACAGAUGAAAAGCUGGCAACAAUACCGACGCAAGGUGGUUAUAAUUCAAAGUUUAUGGAGAGGUAGAAUGGCACGUAGGGAAUACAAAAAAGUCCGAGAAGAGGCUCGCGAUCUUAAGCAAAUUUCUUAUAAGCUUGAAAACAAGGUCGUUGAACUCACACAAUCCUUGGGAACCAUGAAACGGGAAAACAAAUCUCUUCUUAGCCAAGUCGAAAACUACGAGAACCAGAUAAAGUCAUGGAAACUCAGACAUAAUGCUCUCGAAUCUCGAUCUAAAGAGCUACAAGGUGAGGCCAAUCAAGCCGGAAUUUCGGCAGCUCGUCUUUCGGCAAUGGAAGAUGACAUGAAAAAGCUGCAAUUUAACUUUGAUGAGUCGGCAUCGAACAUCAAACGAUUGCAAGAAGAAGAGAAAGAGUUGCGAGAGACUUUAAGGAUAUCAACUGCCCAGUUGGAGGAAACAAAAAAGUUAAGUACAGUCCAUGAAACUGAGAAAAUCAACCUUCGACAACAGCUUUCAGAGCUGCAGGACCAACUUGAACUUGCCAAGCGCGCAGUACCAACUUUGCCUGACUCUGCCAAUGGCACCUCUACGCAACAGCUCCCUAGUGGUCUCAUCAACCUGGUCUCUUCGAAAAAGCCAAAGCGGCGUAGCGCCGGAAUCGAGCCUCGGGAAUUAGAUAGGUUCAGUGCAGCAUUUAAUCCUCGACCUGUUUCAAUGGCGGCACCAGGCUCUAAUCCGAGCCGUCAAGCGCUUAGCUCAACCUUUCUUCCUAGCUUAGAUAACAUUGAAUUUGAGCUUGAGAAUCUACUUGCUGACGAAGAGGCCCUCAAUGAGGAAGUUACAGUGGGACUUAUUCGAAAUCUCAAGAUUCCUGCCCCUACAUCAACACCAGCUCCAACAGAUAAAGAAGUAUUGUUUCCGUCUUACCUCAUUAAUCUCGUUACAUCUGAAAUGUGGAAUAACGGGUUCGUGAAGGAAUCCGAAAGAUUCUUGGCAAAUGUUAUGCAGUCUAUUCAGCACGAAGUUAUGCAACAGGAUGGAGACGAAGCUAUAAAUCCAGGUGCUUUCUGGCUAUCAAAUGUACAUGAGAUGCUAUCCUUUGUUUUCCUUGCAGAAGAUUGGUAUGAGGCUCAAAAGUCAGAUAACUAUGAAUAUGAUCGCCUUCUAGAAAUUGUCAAGCACGACCUUGAGAGUCUUGAAUUUAACAUAUAUCAUACGUGGAUGAAGGUUCUUAAAAAGAAACUGCACAAGAUGAUUAUCCCUGCCAUAAUCGAAUCCCAGUCACUUCCAGGCUUUGUUACGAACGAGAGCAACCGAUUUUUAGGUAAAUUGCUUCAGAGCAACUCUGCACCAGCCUUCAGUAUGGACAACUUAUUAAGCUUAUUAAACAAUGUGUACAAAGCUAUGAAGGCCUAUUACCUCGAGGAAUCUAUCAUAACACAGACCGUUACGGAGCUUCUAAGGCUGGUUGGUGUAACAGCUUUCAAUGAUCUUCUUAUGCGCAGGAAUUUUCUCUCCUGGAAGCGAGGACUCCAAAUAAACUACAAUAUAACUCGUAUUGAAGAAUGGUGUAAGAGUCAUGAUAUGCCAGAGGGAACCCUACAGCUUGAACACUUAAUGCAAGCAACCAAGCUAUUGCAGCUCAAGAAAGCUACCUUAAACGAUAUUGAAAUUAUUCAGGAUAUAUGUUGGAUGUUGUCUCCGAAUCAGAUUCAAAAGUUGUUGAACCAGUAUCUUGUCGCUGACUACGAACAACCUAUUAACGGCGAAAUAAUGAAAGCUGUUGCCUCUCGCGUUACUGAAAAAAGUGACGUGCUCCUUUUGACUGCCGUUGAUAUGGAUGAUAGCGGGCCAUAUGAAAUUGCAGAGCCCCGGGUGAUAACUGCGCUAGAGACAUACACACCAUCAUGGCUUCAAACUCCACGCUUAAAGCGGCUCGCGGAGAUUGUAUCAGCACAAGCUAUUGCACAACAAGAAAAGCUCGAGACCCAGAUUGAUGAAGAACUCAGCGACAGCGAACUUAAUGGGGCAUAA